Messenger RNA from Oryzias melastigma (Indian medaka), 1258 nucleotides. It is a transcript of the gene rerg, whose product is annotated as RAS-like, estrogen-regulated, growth inhibitor. Lineage: Eukaryota; Metazoa; Chordata; Actinopteri; Beloniformes; Adrianichthyidae. Gene Ontology annotation, molecular function: GTP binding; GTPase activity. The record is from RefSeq and is a predicted model, not a curated record.
CUUUGGUGGUGAGAUUUCUGACAAGACGCUUCAUCUGGGAGUACGACCCCACACUUGAAUCCACGUACCGUCAUCAGGCCAGCAUCGAUGACGAAGUCGUCACCAUGGAAAUUCUGGAUACAGCCGGGCAGGAGGACAACCAGCAGAAGGAGGGUCACAUGCGCUGGGGGGAUGGAUUCAUCAUCGUCUAUGACAUCACAGACCGAGGAAGUUUUGAGGAUGUGGCUCCACUUCGCAGCUUCCUAGAGGAGGUGAAGAAGCCCAAGAACGUCCCUCUGGUUCUGGUGGGCAACAAGUCCGACCUGGAACACGUCCGGCAGGUCGCAACAGAAGAAGGCGAACGGCUGGCAGCCGAAAUGGCGUGUGCCUUUUACGAGUGCUCAGCUUGCGCCGACGAGGGCGGCGCCAUAGCCGAGGCUUUCCAUGAGCUAUGCAGGGAGGUGCGACGACGCAAGGCUGUCCAAGGCAAAGCCAGACGCCGCAGCUCCACCACGCAUGUCAAACAGGCCAUCAACAAGAUGCUUACCAAGAUCAGCAGCUAGGAGAGGGCAACGCUGACGCCUGAUGGAGGACAACUUUCCCACGGAUCUAUUUGACAGUAUCUCAGGAGGAGAUGGGCAGGAAUUUUUUUAAUUCUCUGAUUAUAUACAAAAAAGAAAUACAUGUUUUAUUUGUCUAAAGAUUUGCAAGAAAAUGUUAUUUUGAAAUCUGUAAGUUUGGGUCAUAUUGUUUGUAGCAUUAAAAAGACUAAAUGAUAUUGUGAUAUAAUACAGCAUGCAGGCAUUAUUAUACAGGGAACCAGAUCAUGUAUGGACACUGAGCAGUAGACUUUAGUCUUUAGGGUGAGCAUUCAUCAUCGCUCCGUCAUCAGUGGUUCCAGAACUUUAAAAUCAGAAAAUAAUACCAGAAAAAUUCAGAUCUAACAGGCUUCUCUCCUGAUUACUGAUUGGAUUGUGUUCUCCGCAGCCUCAUAUCAAACCUGUAAACCGUCAGGUUCUUUGUGUUUGUCUGAGACUGAAGCACUUUAUGUAUUAGGGAGGUUCUGAAUGUUAAUAUUGUAAACGAGAAUCCAUGUAUACAUAUAUAUGGUAGUAAACAGCCUAAAGAACUGCUGUGUCCUAAGCUGGAGUGGACAGAAGCCAACAGUACUGAAGAAAAAAGAGGCUGCAUGUCUUUAAAUGUGGUUUGAAUUGUCUCUGAUUUAAACUGUCUUCUGUGUGCUUGUAAUUAAACUGUAUGCCAAUAGUUCUCUCUUCAA